Coffea arabica (coffee) is the source of this 1025-nucleotide messenger RNA. The record is from RefSeq and is a predicted model, not a curated record. NCBI's taxonomy places the organism in Eukaryota, Viridiplantae, Streptophyta, Magnoliopsida, Gentianales, Rubiaceae.
UUUCUUCAUUAUUGCGGGCGUUCAUUGGCUGCUGAUGGAACCUUUUUACUUCUAGUAAACUUCGAUCUUAAGGGGAAACAACAAGGUAAUUGGCUUGGUUCCUGGCUUUGAACAAACUCUGACUCCUCCUUCAGCCAAUCGAAAAUAGAAAAGUGUAAGUUGCUUUAGUUUCAGGUUCGUCUUGUUUCUUUACACCAAAAGCAAGACUUUUCAACUCCUAUUUGAUGAUUCGAAUGUAGAGAAAGGCAAAUGAAGAAGCUUUAGUGAUAUGAGUAUUGCCCUGAUGGAAAUUUGGAAUAGCAAGAAUGUUUCUGGAGCUAAGGAUACACUAGGAGUUAGUGAAUCUCUGAAAUUACACAAUGGUGAGAUCUUGGAGUCCUCUAACAAGCGUUAUCGAUUCUUGAGCGACCAUUCUUCUUCAUUCUUGGUAAUUCAAUUCGUGUAUUUGAAUCAUUCAGUCAAUAUCUGGGCUGCCAAUGAUUAUCUGGAUGCAUCAUCCAGACCUCGAAUUUCAACUAUAUCAAUGAAUGAAAGCGGGCGGCUAGAGGUUUAUGGCCACGGAAAUUCAGAUGCUGCAGUAUUCACUGUGAAUUCUAAACAGAAAGUUAUGAUCAGCAAGACUAGUGCAACUCUGCUUGAUAAUGGGAACUUAGUUCUGAGAUCAAGAUCUGGGCGUACUGUUUGGCAAAGCUUUGAUUAUACUGCUGAUGAUACAUUGCUAUCAUCUGGAAUGAAAUUUGGGAUUUCUCUGUUGAGCCAGAAAAGUACAACCUGCUGUAUGCAGGCUGCUGCUUCUGGCCCUUCACUUGCUCCUUCCCCUGGUUCCCCUUCAUUUCCUGUUGGCCCAUCCGGUGGAAGAAAGAAAUCGAAGAAUUCAAGGGUGAAGUUUUAUGUUAUUGGUGCUUGUGUGGGCGCUUUUCUAGCAGCUCUUGGAUUGCUUUUCUGGCGUUGUAAACUCCGAAAGAGAAUAUUAGGUUAUCGCCGGGAACACUAGGGUUCAGAAAGUCCAGAGCCUAAUGAUACAG